Messenger RNA from Ramularia collo-cygni, 1875 nucleotides. RefSeq lists its product as uncharacterized. Lineage: Eukaryota; Fungi; Ascomycota; Dothideomycetes; Mycosphaerellales; Mycosphaerellaceae. The record is from RefSeq and is a predicted model, not a curated record. Bases 1 to 1875 code for a protein of 624 amino acids. The transcript is spliced from 5 exons.
AUGUACGGAAAGAUCGCCUUCGUUGCCGCCCUGGUGGGUGUCAACGCUCUCCCAUACGAUGCUCCUGCGUACGGCGCUCCCGCUUCUUCCAGCGAGGCUAGCCCAAUCUACCCUUCAACCACCGCCGAAGCUGAGGCGCCUCCAACUUACGCAACUCACGCUUCGACCAAGGAUGCUGAGCUUCCUUCGUCCAGCGCACCGGCUGUUUACCCUUCCAGCAAGUCUGAGAUGAGCCCGAUUGUCCCUUCAUCAUCUGUCGAGAUCCCGGUGUACAGCGCUCCCUCUUCAUCUUCAGAGAGCAAGGCCACCUACCCGGCCACCUCCAGCGCAUCUGAGAGCAAGGCGACUUACCCGGCCACCUCCAGCUCAUCCGAGAGCAAGGCUACCUACCCAGCAACCUCAAGCUCGUCCGAGAGCAAGGCGACCUACCCGGCCACCUCAAGCAGCACUACUUGCACCGAGACUCUAUCGACUUCCGUCUCCAAGCCAUACAAGUCCGAGAGCACCGAGUCUGCCAGCAAGCCUGCGACUUACUACUCCAGCGAGUCCAAGUCUGAGUCCGUCAGCAAGCCUGUCGUCCCCACCACCUACUCUGCUCAGCAGCCAACCACGGUGACCUACGAUAUGCCAAUCACCUACACCCAGGGCACUGGAUCUGCUACCACCGUCAUCAAGACGACCAUCAAGAAGACCAGCACUCUUUACCAGACCACAACUGUCUACAUCUCGAAGCCAACUGAGACUGCCACCAUGCCAGGUGCCUACCCAUCGCAGAGCAAGCCAGCUUCUGCGCCAGUCUACAGCAGCGAGGCACCAAAGGAGUCCUCUCCAGUCCAGCCUUCCGGAUACACCACCAUCAAGUCUACCGCUACCCAGACUAACUACAUCACCGUGUACCCUGGCCCAUCUACCACCGAGACCUGCGUGCCAAUCACCAAGACCGUGACCGAGACCGCCAAGGUCUACGUUACCGUCCCAGCCAAGAACUCUGCCACUGCUCCUUACCCAACCGGUCCCUCUGCUCCAGUUUACCAGCCUACUGCGCCAGUUUACAAGAGCGAGAGCAAGCCAGUUGAGAGCAAGCCUGUCCAGACUGUCCCUGUCUACCAGAGCAAGCCUGUCGAGAGCAAGCCAGUUCAGACCGCACCUGUCUACGAGACCAAGCCUGUCGAGAGCAAGCCAGUUCAGACCGCACCUGUCUACGAGACAAAGCCUGUUGAGAGCAAGCCAGUUCAGACCGCACCUGUCUACGAGUCCAAGCCUGUCGAGAGCAAGCCAGUUCAGACCGCACCUGUCUACGAGACCAAGCCUGUUGAGAGCAAGCCAGUUCAGACCGCACCUGUCUACGAGACCAAGCCUGUUGAGAGCAAGCCAGUUCAGACCGCACCUGUCUACGAGUCCAAGCCUGUUGAGAGCAAGCCAGUUCAGACCGCACCUGUUUACGAGACCAAGCCUGUUGAGAGCAAGCCAGUCCAGACUGCCCCUGUCUACGAGAGCAAGACCGUCGUUGUCAGCAAGCCAGUUGAGACUGCCCCUGUCUACGUGACCAAGUCCGUCGAGUCCAGCUCUUCUUCCCCCAAAUCUCCGGAACAGCCAAAGACAACCGUGACCAAGGUCUACCAGUCUGCUUCUUCCUCCACCACCUGCACCGAGGAGGCUGCCACCUCUAGCACGAAGAGCGCUGAGAAGCCAUCUUCCGCUCCUGUCUACCCAACCGCCAGCUCCAGCAGCGUCAAGCACGCUGUCCCAACCACCGAGAGCCACGCACCAGUCUACCCAACCGCAAGCYCCAGCAGCGUUAAGGAGGCCACCAAGCCAGCACCAACUGUCUACGUGACACCCGUUCCUGCGGCCAACCCCCCUACCUACAACUAA